UUUAUAUGUGCCUAUGUGAAUAAGUGCCUUUCUUAUUAGGUAUUUUAAUUGGUAAUUAGCUGUAUAAUAAGGAUAUAAAUUCGGGAUACAAUGCUUACCGUUAACAAAGUUUUAAACUCCAACAAUUUACAUAUAAAAAAUGUAACUGUGAUUCGAAACAUUACAAAAAAAGUGAAAAAUGUAAGAGAUGUAGGUUAUCAAUAUUUACAAAGAAGUAAAGUCCCCACAAUGCAUUUCCAAAAGUCAUUACCGCGCUUGCCCAUCCCGGAAUUAAAUAAUACUCAAGAUAGAUAUUUAAGUGCAUUGAAACCUUUACUUACCAAUGAGCAAUACUCUGAAGCUGUCAAAAGAACUAAUAGUUUUGUAACAAAUGAGGGUAAAGAAUUACAGAGAAAACUUGUUGCUAAGGACAAAGCUAAUAAACAUACCAGUUAUAUCUCGGAUUACUGGUUUGAUAUAUAUCUAAGAGAUCGUGCUCCAUUGCCAAUCAAUUAUAAUCCCCUUUUGGUAUUUCAAAAUGAUACUAGGCCAGAAUAUAAUGAUCAGCUGAUAAGAGCAACUAAUCUACUAGUAAGUGCUGUAAGAUUUAUGUUGUCUCUAAGAGAACAAAUUCUUGAACCUGAAGUAUUCCACUUGCAACCCAAAAAAAGUAACACUUCUUUAUUCAGAACUAUUACUGGUUUACUUCCAGAAAAUUUAUCAUGGUAUGGUGCAUAUUUAUUAGGGGCUUUUCCUUUGGACAUGAGUCAGUUUGGAGGUUUAUUUAAUGCAACUCGUCUGCCUUUGUUAAAUAAAGACAAAAUUUUCAAAGAUCCAACUUGUAAUCAUGUGGUUGUUCAGAAAAAUGGAAAUUUUUACAUCUUUGAUGUAUUAGACUCUGAUGGCAAUAUUUUAUCACCUUCUGAAUUUUUGGGAAAUUUAUCAAACAUUAUUAAUGAUAAUUCUCCAAAAGCCACCUACCCAUUAGGAAUACUGACUAGUCAAAAUAGAAAUGAAUGGGCUAAUCAACGGAAACAUUUAGAAGAAACUGGAAAUCAUGAAUUAUUAAGAAAAAUUGAUUCUGCUAUUUUUAAUUUAGUAUUAGAUGAUUUCAUUAUUGGAGAUAAUAAACAUAGAAUAUUGACACAAUUUUUACACGCAGAUGGGCUAAACAGAUGGUUUGACAAAUCAUUCAGUAUGAUAGUGACUAAAGAUGGUGUGUCUGGUAUUAACUUCGAACAUUCAUGGGGUGAUGGAGUUGCAGUUCUUAGAUUCUUCCAAGAUAUUUAUACAGAAACUACAACUAAUCCUUUUAUAAACCCAGAUACAAAGCCUUCAAAUAACAAUAUUACAGUUAAAAAGUUAGAAUUCAACAUUGAUGAUAAAUCAAAGAGUUUUAUUGAGAAGGCCAAAAUGGAAUACAAGGAUUGGUGUGAUUCUUUAAGCAUUGACUAUAUUUUAUAUGAAGGUUUAACAAAAGGAGCUUGUAAGAAAUUUAAAGUUAGUCCUGACUGUAUAAUGCAGCUUGCAUUUCAGGCUGCAUAUCACCUUAUAAACGGUAAAUUUGUGGGCACAUAUGAAUCUUGUAGUACAUCUGCCUUUAAGCAUGGACGAACUGAAACAAUGCGACCUUGUACUGAUAAAACAAAGGCAUUUUGUGAAAUACUCCACUCAAACAAACCAUCAUAUCAAGAACUUCGUUCAAUAAUGCAAGAGUGCUCUUCAUAUCAUUCGGUAUUAGUGAAGCAGGCAGCUAUGGGUCAAGGGUUCGACCGUCAUAUAUUUGCAUUAAUGAAGAUAGCAGAAGAGAACAACAUGCCAAAACAUGAGCUAUAUGACUCUUAUGAAUAUAAGUUCCUGAAUAAAUCAAUUCUAAGUACUAGCACUUUGUCCGCGCCUAGUGUUUUGGCUGGAGGUUUUGGUCCUGUCGCUAAAGAAGGAUUCGGCAUUGGGUACUCUGCUUUUCCUGAUAAGCUUGGAGCAGCCGUAGCAAGCUAUAAAGCUCAUAACAACAGCACUCAGUUUGUCGAAGCUUUACAUAAGUCGUUUGUUGAUAUUACAAAAAUUUUAUCGGGAUAGUAGAAAUAAUAUAUUUAUUUUUAUAAAGCAGAAAUGUUUAAAGCAAUUAAUAAUGUAAUUAUUUUUAAAAUUUUUGACAAUCGUUUUGAUUGUCUGCAUUAUAUAUAGGGCUUAAUCAAAUUCCAAACUA
Molecule: messenger RNA, 2188 nt
Organism: Vanessa tameamea
Lineage: Eukaryota; Metazoa; Arthropoda; Insecta; Lepidoptera; Nymphalidae
Gene: CPT2
Product: carnitine O-palmitoyltransferase 2, mitochondrial
Exons: 8
Coding region: 91-2058 (655 amino acids)
Biological process (GO): fatty acid beta-oxidation
Cellular component (GO): mitochondrion
Molecular function (GO): carnitine O-palmitoyltransferase activity
Source: RefSeq, a predicted model, not a curated record